CCACACGUGUGAGUGACCAGAACGGAGAUCGUUCUUCUCCUUCUGGUCAUUCUGGUGGACUUCAACAUGGGCAAAGAGUCUGUACACGAGGGCAGCCCCACUGCUGCUGAGAAUGUGGCCAGGAAGAGGAAGAAAGACAUGGACCUGGAGGAGCUCAAGAGAGAAGUCAUGCUGGAUGAACAUAAGAUAUCGUUGGAAGAACUAAAGCAGCGCUAUGAAGUUGAUCUCACCAAGGGCCUCACCAAUGCGCAGGCCUUGGAGAUCCUGGCCCGAGACGGGCCCAAUGCGCUCACGCCACCGCCCACCACACCUGAAUGGGUCAAGUUCUGCCGCCAGCUGUUUGGCGGCUUCUCGAUCCUGCUUUGGAUUGGCGCCAUCCUCUGCUUCCUGGCCUACAGCAUCCAGACUGUGACCGAGGAGGAGCCUAUCAAUGACAAUCUGUAUCUGGGUGUGGUGCUCGCCGCAGUGGUCAUUAUCACUGGGUGCUUCUCCUACUACCAAGAGGCCAAAAGCUCCAGGAUCAUGGAUUCCUUCAAGAAUAUGGUCCCCCAGCAAGCGCUGGUAAUAAGGGAAGGAGAGAAGAUGCAAAUUAAUGCAGAGGCGGUAGUGUUGGGGGACCUGGUGGAGAUCAAAGGAGGGGACCGAAUCCCUGCUGACCUGCGGAUCAUCUCUGCCAACGGCUGCAAGGUGGAUAACUCAUCCCUAACCGGGGAGUCAGAGCCUCAGACAAGAUCACCAGAAUUCACACAUGAGAACCCCCUGGAGACGCGAAACAUCUGCUUCUUCUCCACCAACUGUGUAGAGGGUACGGCUCAUGGAGUGGUGAUAGCCACGGGUGACCACACAGUCAUGGGCCGCAUUGCCUCGCUAGCAUCUGGGCUGGAGGUGGGACAGACACCUAUCAACAGAGAGAUCGAGCACUUCAUCCACAUCAUAACGGGAGUGGCCGUCUUCCUGGGUGUGUCCUUCUUCAUCCUGUCCCUCAUCCUGGGUUACACCUGGCUGGAAGCUGUCAUCUUCCUCAUUGGCAUCAUCGUAGCCAAUGUGCCGGAGGGUCUGCUGGCCACAGUCACUGUGUGCCUCACGCUCACUGCCAAGCGCAUGGCUCGCAAGAACUGCUUGGUAAAGAACCUGGAGGCUGUGGAGACCCUAGGCUCCACUUCCACCAUCUGCUCCGACAAGACCGGCACCCUGACCCAGAACCGCAUGACCGUGGCCCACAUGUGGUUCGACAACGAGAUCCACGAUGCCGACACCACCGAGGACCAGUCUGGCAACACCUUUGACAAGACAUCACCGACUUGGACGGCUCUGGCCCGGGUGGCUGGCCUCUGCAACAGAGCUGUGUUCAGACCAGGACAAGAACACGUCUCCAUAAUGAAGAGGAAUACGGCUGGGGAUGCCUCGGAAUCGGCCCUCCUGAAGUGCAUUGAGCUCUCUUGCGGCUGUGUGCGAACCUUGAGGGAGAGGAACCCCAAAGUAGCAGAGAUCCCCUUCAACUCCACCAAUAAGUACCAGUUGUCCAUCCAUGAAUUGGAGGAGACUCCCAAUGGUCAUAUACUGGUCAUGAAAGGUGCACCUGAGAGAAUACUGGACAGGUGCAGCACAAUUAUGAUCACCGGUGAGGAAUUCCCGAUAGAUGAUGACUGGAAAGAAGCGUUUCAGAAUGCCUACCUGGAGCUGGGAGGGCUUGGCGAAAGAGUGCUGGGGUUCUGUCACAUCUUACUGCCCCCGAGUCAGUUCCCCCGGGGCUUCGAAUUCGACUGCGACAAUGAGAACUUCCCCACGGAGCAGCUGUGUUUUCUGGGGCUGAUGUCCAUGAUCGACCCCCCGCGCGCAGCAGUACCCGACGCGGUGGGGAAGUGCCGCAGUGCCGGGAUCAAGGUGAUCAUGGUGACAGGAGACCAUCCUAUCACUGCCAAAGCUAUUGCUAAAGGCGUCGGUAUCAUCUCAGAGGGCAACGAGACUGUGGAGGACAUUGCCGAGAGGCUGAACAUCCCAUUGGGUCAAGUGAACCCCCGUGAUGCCAAGGCCUGUGUGAUCCAUGGUUCAGACCUGAAGGACAUGAGCACGGAAUAUCUGGACGACCUCCUGAAGAACCACACUGAGAUAGUGUUUGCAAGAACCUCACCACAACAGAAGCUCAUCAUCGUCGAGGGCUGCCAAAGACAGGGCGCAAUAGUGGCUGUUACAGGUGAUGGUGUAAAUGACUCCCCUGCUCUGAAGAAAGCAGAUAUUGGAGUAGCCAUGGGUAUCGCUGGGUCAGAUGUCUCUAAGCAGGCUGCUGAUAUGAUCCUGCUGGAUGACAACUUUGCCUCCAUUGUCACUGGGGUGGAGGAAGGGCGUCUGAUCUUUGACAACCUGAAGAAGUCAAUUGCCUACACCUUGACCAGCAAUAUCCCAGAGAUUACCCCCUUCCUUCUCUUCAUCUUGGCCAGCGUCCCACUGCCUCUGGGGACUGUCACCAUCCUCUGCAUUGACCUUGGCACUGACAUGGUACCAGCCAUCUCCCUGGCCUACGAGACUGCUGAGAGUGACAUCAUGAAGAGGCAGCCGAGGAACCCGCGCUCAGAUAAACUGGUCAACGAGAGGCUCAUCAGCAUGGCUUAUGGCCAGAUUGGGAUGAUCCAGGCCCUGGGAGGUUUUUUCACCUACUUUGUCAUACUGGCAGAGAACGGUUUUCUACCGCAGAGGCUCCUGGGAAUUCGUCUGGACUGGGAUGACCGUAAUAACAACGAGGUGGAAGACAGCUAUGGCCAGGAAUGGACAUAUGAGCAGCGGAAGAUUGUGGAGUUCACCUGCCAUACCUCCUUCUUUGUCAGCAUUGUGGUGGUACAGUGGGCUGACCUGAUAAUCUGCAAGACCCGCCGGAACUCCGUCUUCCAGCAGGGCAUGAAGAACCGGAUCUUGAUCUUUGGCUUGUGCGCAGAGACGGCGCUUGCUGCCUUCCUGUCCUACUGCCCUGGCAUGGAUAUUGCCCUGCGCAUGUACCCCCUCAAGAUCUCCUGGUGGUUUUGUGCCUUCCCAUACAGUCUCCUCAUUUUCACAUACGAUGAGAUCCGAAAACUGAUACUGAGACGAUAUCCAGGCGGUGAGUUCCUAAUACCCGAUAAAGUGAAAACAAUGGUAAAGACACUUUCACGAAUUUGAUGUGGAGUAAAGUUGGUAUACGCUCACAAUAUAAUGGAGUCAUCAUGGGGUCAUGCUAGUACAAACUCACAGUGCCAUGCAUAAAUGAACCACAGAAUCACACUUUUACUCAAUCACGGAGCCACUGAAGCAGUUUCUCUGUAUUGGAGAGGUGAGUGCUAUAGCUGCCACUUGUAACUGCACAGUAUCGUCUUUAAAUAUUUCCUGUGCAUUGUGAUAUUGCGCUCCUAAGUAACUAAAUAUCUCCAAGUAAAGUAAAAUAGCGACCCACAAUCUUCAGGAGCAGAAAUUCACACAGUAAGACCUCCAGGAGCCACACGGAGACAGAAGAAUGUCAUCCUUAUUGUGGGUUUGCUCUCUAUGUGCGACAAUAUGUUUGUCUGCGAUUUAUUCUCUUAUAUUCUCUUCUGCUCUGCAGGCUGGGUAGAGAAGGAGACCUACUAUUAGCAAAUGAAAAAUUUCUACAUGCUUGUGACUUCAUGGUAUCACUGCAUGGCACUGUGGAUGACAGAGUUGGAAAAACAAAUAGAGGAUCCAGUGUAAUAAAACACCGUACUGUCCUUGAACAUCAUCUGUCCAACAGAAACCAGCCGUUUCCCAUUAUAACAGAUUUUAAUGUAGCUGGACUGAAUCCAUACAUCUCUUCCUAAUGGCGCCGUUUAGUACCAAACUUACACAUUUCAUGUGGCGUAUUGGUUAGGACCAUCACCUUGUAACUGAAGGACCGAGAUUCAAAUCUCUGCUCCAGCUGUCAUACCCUUGAGCAAGGUACUUACUCUGAAUUUUUAAAGUAAAAAUCACCCAGCGGUUUAUAUGGGUAAAUAGUUGUAAGUUGCGUAGUACACAAACGUAAUAACACCUUUGACAAGUGUCAACUAAAUAAACAAAUGUAAAUGAGAAAUUUCCCAAAGAGUUGCAAUUUUCUCUUUCCAUUACAAAAAAGAUAUCAGCUGGCUAACUGCCAAAAAGACAUUGUAAGUAAUUUAAAAAACAUAUUGUGGACCAAAGGUGUUUCACAUUAUGUAACUUAGCGGAGAAAAUCACAGCGUAAAUGUAUUGACAAAAAUUUAAUUACAUGGAGUCAUUAAGACCAUUUUAGCCUCCUGGUACUCUGCGAGGUGGGCAACAUAUUUCUUGGAGCCCACUGAAAGGAUGUAAUUGAGAGAAAACCUCCCAGCCCUGCAAUCUCAUCUGAAUGCAGUUUUAAUUUCUUGGAGGCUGUUGCACUUUUGCAACAAAAGCAUCUCUGAUUGUAGGAAUGCAAUGAAUUAACCACACAGAAGCGAUAAAUGCUGUAUUUCCCUGCAAGUUGUGUUUCAGCUGUGUAGGAUUUAUUUACUGUGUACCUCAUGUAUGCUGAAUAAAGAACACAUUAAAAUAAAACAAAAUAAAAUGA
Molecule: messenger RNA, 4546 nt
Organism: Scleropages formosus (Asian bonytongue)
Lineage: Eukaryota; Metazoa; Chordata; Actinopteri; Osteoglossiformes; Osteoglossidae
Gene: atp1a2a
Product: ATPase Na+/K+ transporting subunit alpha 2a
Exons: 23
Coding region: 67-3150 (1027 amino acids)
Biological process (GO): intracellular sodium ion homeostasis; proton transmembrane transport; sodium ion export across plasma membrane
Cellular component (GO): plasma membrane
Molecular function (GO): P-type sodium:potassium-exchanging transporter activity; ATP hydrolysis activity; ATP binding
Source: RefSeq, a predicted model, not a curated record